UAAGAGGCCACAGAGUGACCAUUACAUCUCUGCUAAGGAAAACUGGCGUAGGCCCAAGGGUAUGGACUCCUGUGUGAGGAGAAAGUUCAAAGGAUGCACUUUGAUGCCUAACAUCGGCUAUGGCUCAGACAAGAAAACCCGCCAUUAUCUGCCUAAUGGAUUCAAGAAGUUCGUUGUGCAUAACGUCCUAGAGUUGGAACUCUUAAUGAUGCACAACAGGUUUGUAAUUAUUAGCAGUGCUAAAUGUGAUAUACAUAUUUCAAGACUUACUGUGCUGAGAUUGCCCACAAUGUUUCAACCAAGAAGCGGAAAGAAAUUGUUGAGCGUGCGGCCCAGUUAGAUGUUGCAGUGACUAACAAAUUGGCUAGGUUGCGCAGCCAGGAAGAUGAGUGAACACCACUAUACAUCUCUUUUGUUGCAAAACUACAUGAGAGGAGUCACCUCCUUUGCGUUAAUGUGACCAUUACAAG
Messenger RNA from Cuscuta epithymum, 470 nucleotides. The record is from the annotation of a GenBank genome assembly. Lineage: Eukaryota; Viridiplantae; Streptophyta; Magnoliopsida; Solanales; Convolvulaceae.